CGCCGUAGCGAGCGCACGUCUCCUCUGCUCCCAAACGCCCGCGUACGAUCGCGCAAAAAACUUUUCGGUGCCGUUGCGAACUGUCUUUUGAACAUCGUAAAUUUAAAAAAAAUGAACAAGACCUUUUUGUGGUGUGACUUUAUCUGAGUGCGAAGAGACUUCUCGAGUGAAGGAGUGCUUCGGAGGCUAAUUACAGGCUGCUAGGCUAAUUGGUGGGGCCGGCGUUUCAUGAAGUGCGAGAGACGGACGUCGGGUAGCGGUAGCGGUAGCGGGCAGCAGGGCAGCUGCAGCCCGCAAAUGCUGGCCAUGGACGUGACCAAGGAGUCCCGCGCAUCGCCGCUACCCGCGGCCGCGCAGACAUCCGGCGCCGCCGCGCAACCGCCACCGCAACCACAGAUCUGUGCGGGUUGCAGUAAGGUGAUAACAGAGCGCUACCUUCUGAAGGCUCUGGACCAACUAUGGCAUGAAGACUGCCUCAAGUGCGGCUGCUGUGACUGUCGGCUUGGCGAGGUCGGUCACACCCUCUAUACGCGCGCCAACCUCAUACUCUGCAAGAGGGAUUAUUUGAGGUUGUUCGGCAACACGGGAUACUGCGCUGCGUGUAACAAGGUGAUCCCUGCGUUCGAGAUGGUGAUGCGCGCGCGCAGCAAUGUCUACCAUCUGGAGUGCUUCGCUUGUCAGCAGUGCAAUCAUAGAUUUUGUGUGGGCGAUCGCUUCUACUUGUGCGAGAACAAGAUCCUGUGCGAGUAUGACUACGAAGAGCGACUGGUGUUCGCCAACAUGGCGUACAACCCGCCGCCGCUUGCGCACCUCAAACGGCAGACCACCCAUCUUUCUCCACCCCCGACAAGCAACGCGAUGAGCCUAAUGAAUGGAUCUGGUCGCUCUGGUGACAUGAACAACAACAUGUCGGGCUCGAGCACGGCUGCUUUCGUGCCCCCGCCGCACCUCAAACCGCUCGGCCUGUCGGCGACCAGCUGAGACUACCGCGUCUGAGAUACGGCUCACCCAUACGCCAAGUAUCAUAACUAAACCACUAAGACUAAUGUCGCUGAAAUGUGUCUGUGUUAGUAUUGGCUUGGGACAAACAAAACAUCAUUUAUGUGUCGUGUUUUCGUAUUAAAGUUUGCGACAAUGGGUGAAGACUAAUCGUUACUCAGUGUUCGGAUUGACGCAAUGACUACUUUAACUAAUUUCGUUGAAAUGUGUCGGUAGGUUUCGGUCAAUAAAAGUGGCGAAGUGUUUCUGGUUAAAUAAAUUGGAUAAACGUAGUGCAACGAACAUUUAUAAAAUCGUAUUGAUGUGAAUUGUUUAUUCUACGUGUUAUUGUAAUUAUGCCAAAACUUAUAUAGUUAACGAUCUCUGUAUCUUAGAAGAUAUACUUCGAUAUUUAAUCGUAAUAAUCGUGUUUUUGUUCUCUAGAGAUCUCAGAAGGGCAGUUCUAAAUAAAUUAAGUGAAUAUAGAAGGAUGCGGUUUUAUAUACCGAGUAGUAACGCAUGUGUUAAGACUGUCAGUCGUUGUAUUGUUAAUGUAAAUAUAUAAUAUUUUUACUUACUUUCUAUAAUAGAGAUCACUCAUUUAUGUAUUAGUGAAGUGUUCGGUGAGUAGAUGACGUGUGUCGAACAAAUUGAAAAUUUUAUUUUUAAAACUAAGUUCAUAUAUUUUUGGCUUAGCCAUACAUUUAUUAUUUCGACUCUCUCACUUUGUUAUUUCUUUUUGUACAUUGUAAAUUACUGUUAAGUUUAUCCAUAAACAUUGUUAUAAUGUUUGUAUUAUUUAUGUAAAUACAACUAAGUA
Messenger RNA from Papilio polytes (common Mormon), 1798 nucleotides. RefSeq names its product LIM domain only protein 3 (gene Bx). Gene Ontology annotation, molecular function: DNA-binding transcription factor binding; transcription coactivator activity. The coding region runs from base 229 to 981 and encodes 250 amino acids. The record is from RefSeq and is a predicted model, not a curated record. Gene Ontology annotation, biological process: positive regulation of transcription by RNA polymerase II. The transcript has 6 exons. Lineage: Eukaryota; Metazoa; Arthropoda; Insecta; Lepidoptera; Papilionidae. Gene Ontology annotation, cellular component: nucleus.